CCGCACAUUAGAGAAGUUUGCAUUUCGCUGGUGCCGUUUUCCCGGCCGUUACUUUCUCGUCAACAGGAUGCUAAAUCGUUUAGGCAAAAUUUUGAUUUUCAGGUUGUCUCUCAGCAUUCAUGGCUACUAGCGCCAAUGGCAGUGAAUGCCGUGAAGCGUAUCAUCGACCCCACUCGCGACACUUCUGUGAAUUUGAAAAUGAUCAAGAUAAUUAAGAAGAUGGGGGAUACCGUGGAGGAGUCUGAAAUGAUUGAUGGAGCUCUGAUUGAUCAAAAGACAAUGGGACGUGGAGGGCCAACUCGCGUGGAAAAAGCUAAAAUUGGCCUUAUUCAAUUUCAACUUAGCCCACCUAAAACAGAUAUGGAAAACCAGGUAAUAAUCUCCGAUUAUACGCAAAUGGAUCGUGCUCUCAAGGAAGAACGCCAGUAUUUGCUUGAUUUGUGCAAGCAAAUUAAGAAGGCCGGGUGCAAUGUUCUAUUAAUUCAGAAGAGUAUCCUCAGGUUUGAUUUAUUUCAGUGCCAUAUACACUCGCGGAGAAUGCUGGUCUCUCUCCCAUUCAUACUGUUACCGAAUUGCGUGCACAGCAUGCCAAUGGAAAUUCUGAUUACGGUGUCAACGUUCGGAAGGGUUACGUCACCGAUAUUCGAGAAUGUACUCCAACCGUUGAUGGUUACAAUGUCUGCUAUCCAGCUUGCGUCCGAAUGUGUUAGAUCUAUUCUCAAGAUAGACGAUAUUGUGACUAACCUCUACGAAGUUGCGGAUACACCUUUCGGUGGUGUUCUGAAAGCUUUAGCUGACGAUGCUGAUCCAUCAGAAUCAUUGUUGCAAGUGCUACCUCCCACCGAUUCCUUGUUAAAGGAAUGUAAAAAGGCUCUAUCGGUAAACGAGUCGGCUCCUAAAUGGAUUCGCGACGCAGUAGAAAGGAUUUCUUCACUACUGAAAUCUAACCUGAAGGCGAAAAAGGAAGAAAAGGAAAGAAGAAAAAAGGCUGUGCUAAGUGUCCCUGAAACAAACCUAAUUUUCAUGAACAGGCCCCAAGUAGAUGAGGAGAUGGAAUGUAUGGCUCGUUGA
Ostertagia ostertagi is the source of this 1071-nucleotide messenger RNA. The record is from the annotation of a GenBank genome assembly. NCBI's taxonomy places the organism in Eukaryota, Metazoa, Nematoda, Chromadorea, Rhabditida, Trichostrongylidae.